Messenger RNA from Eucalyptus grandis, 979 nucleotides. RefSeq names its product protein DMP2-like. Bases 59 to 766 code for a protein of 235 amino acids. Gene Ontology annotation, biological process: endomembrane system organization. The record is from RefSeq and is a predicted model, not a curated record. The transcript has a single exon. Lineage: Eukaryota; Viridiplantae; Streptophyta; Magnoliopsida; Myrtales; Myrtaceae.
UCCCCCAAUCCUAGGCAGCUUGCUCAUUCUUCAUAACGUAGUCAGCAUUGUCAAGAAAAUGGGCAGCAAGAUCUCUUCCCUCGCCUCCAAAACCAGUUCUCAGCAAAAAAGCACCACCAGCACCACCACCGGCACCACCAGCACCACCAACGGCACCACCACCACUACUGGCACGAGCACCAGCAGCAGCAGCAGCAGCAGCAGCAGCAGCAGCGCAUACACCGGACUAGCCAACAUCAUUAAGCUCCUUCCGAGCGGGACUGUCUUCCUGUUCCAAUUCCUCAACCCUCUUUUGACCAACAACGGCGAGUGCCACACUUACAACAAGUACCUAAGCGCCAUUUUGAUUGCAGUUUGCGGCAUUUCGUGUAUUAUCUCUUGCUUCACCGAUAGCUACACGGGAAGUGACGGGUCGACCCACUACGGGUUUGCCACGGCCAAGGGUAUCUGGCCUAGCUCAAGUUCUAGCAGCUCCACGAGCUCGUCGGGGUAUAAGCUUCGGUUUUCGGAUUUCGUCCAUGCUUUCUUGUGUGUGGUCAUUUUCUUAGGUCUGGCGUUGUUGGACACGAACACAGUGAAGUGCUUCUAUCCGUCUUUCGAGGACACAGAGAAGACUGUGAUCAUGGUUCUGCCAACCGUGAUCGGCUCGAUCUCGAGCACGCUGUUCACGUUGUUCCCAAGCACGCGCAACGGAGUCGGGUAUUCUUCAACCAGUUCCACCUCAACGACCAGCACUACCUCGGAGAGCAAUGCCGAGACAGUUUGAUGAUACACAGAAGCACAUAUGCAGGAUACAAAUGCAACCCCAUGCAUAUAUCCAAAUAAAUGCAUCUAGGGUUUCUCAUGUUAGACUCAUGUGCUCUAGGAUGAGCACAUAAUUACAAUUGUACGUAUUUGUUGCCAUAGGUCUUACAAUGUAUUGUUUUUUCUUCUUUUUUUUUGGGUCGAACGAUGUAUUGGUUGAUUUGGUCUAUUUGUA